Molecule: messenger RNA, 934 nt
Organism: Pelobates fuscus (common spadefoot toad)
Lineage: Eukaryota; Metazoa; Chordata; Amphibia; Anura; Pelobatidae
Gene: RGS10
Product: regulator of G protein signaling 10
Exons: 5
Coding region: 30-578 (182 amino acids)
Biological process (GO): regulation of G protein-coupled receptor signaling pathway
Cellular component (GO): plasma membrane; nucleus; cytoplasm
Molecular function (GO): GTPase activator activity
Source: RefSeq, a predicted model, not a curated record
AGAGACAGCCAAGGUGGGAUCCUGAGGACAUGUUCACCAGAGCAGUCAGCAGACUGGGCAGAAAGAGACCAACCUCAGAAAUCCACACCAACCAUGGAGCCAUCAGCAGUCAAGAAAACGAGCAAAGAGGAAGCCAGAAUUGGGCCACGUCUCUGGACAACUUACUGGAGGAUCCUCAGGGGGUGAUAGAGUUCACAGAUUUCUUGAAAAAGGAAUUUAGCGAAGAGAAUGUAUUGUUCUGGCUGGCGUGCAAAGACUUUAAAAAGAGCAAAGAUAAGAAAGAAAUGCAGAAAAAAGCCAGAGAAAUCUACACAACGUUUCUGUCCAGUAAGGCGACGUCUCAGGUGAAUGUAGAGGGUCAGUCCAGGAUCAGUGAGAUGAUGUUAGAAAAUCCUCAUCCGUUAAUGUUUCAGAAGCUGCAGGAACAGAUCUUCAACCUCAUGAAAUAUGAUAGCUACAGCCGGUUCUUGAAAUCCGAGGCUUUUCUGAAAAACAAAGCAUCUGAAGAUAAUGAACAUGCAGGUUCCAGUGCGGGCGAAUCGGCUCCAAAACGUGCCUCUAGAAUCUACAACACGUGAUGUGGCCUCCAUCUUCUUCUUCAAUUGAAUCACGUGGACAGAUUUGUUUAUUAUUCAAGAAUCUCCAAACUGAGAACUAUUUUCCAAUCAGUGGAGCUUCACUGCACCAGGAAAGGCAUAGGGGCCGAUCAUUAGUGUCGCCAGCAGUUUGCGCACAGGAAUAAUAUUUCGCUUUCGUUUUCUGCAACCUUCUAAGUAAUGCCAGAAGUGAAAUGAAAAGCCUUUUGGAAUCUUUUCGUAGUUGCCUUGUUUUGAGUAGCCCAGCUCUGUUGCUUUUAUAAUUAAAAAUGAUAUAACAAUUGGCUGAAUGAACAGAAUUGUGCUGAUAACCGCCACAGGGCGAGCCAUUAACCUAU